GGGAUUGAAAAUUUGUGAGAUUUCAAAUUUCAAGGUUACUCCUGUCCUAUGGCUUCGGACUUUUAUAUUUCUAACGUUAAGUUAGAAUAUCAGAAACUUAGAGAUAGAGUUGAAAAGCUUGAAAAAGAAAAAGAGAUGCUCAUGGCAGAACUCGGACACAGGGAACAAAAUUUUUGUGGGAAUAUACUUGCAUUUGUUGAGAGUUUGUUUUUGAAUACGAAAUACAGUGAUGUACUGUUCAAAACACCGAACGUUCUUGUCCCAGGGCACAGAUUUGUUCUCGAUGCUAGGGGAGGAGUUUGGAAUGUUUAUACAGAGGAUGGUGUAGAAUAUAUAAAUAUACAAGGUUAUUGUCAAAAUGUGUGCGAAGCUUUUAUUCUAUGGACUUAUAGGGGCAUAUUGGAAGAGUAUGAAGCACAAUGUUUGUCCGAUUUAAUGACUCUUGCACGAGAAUUUUGCUUGCCUUCCUUAUUUACCCAGUGCGAAAUCGCUUUAAUUCCACUAGUGACAAGAGAAAACUGUUUGUCAUUGUAUUCGUCUUCGCAUAGACUAAGAGCCACCCGGUUGUUAGACCAUUGCUUCUCGUUUAUGUCACGUGUUUGGCCUAAUUUUUCAGUGAAAGAAAUUUCUACAGUUUCUGCCCCUGUCUUGCAAUCUUUUCUCGAGAAGUAUUCCAAGUUCCCCGUUCACUCAGCAAUUGACCUUGGAAGAGAUGACACAGUUUUAUCUUUGCUUAACGUUGAUCAUCCAAAGGCUAAACUCCUCGUAAAUCAACUGAAUGAAAAUGGUCUAUCACCGUUAUAUAUGGCCCUAAAGGAUGCACAUUUCGAGCUUGCUGAUAAACUAAUUGGUCUAGGCGCAGAUAUAAACGCACUUAUUGGUCCUACUGACGAAAAGCAACCUGUUACUCAGUUUGCGUUUAGAAAAAACCAUUAUGAAGCUGUCCAAUUUCUCUUGCUUCAUGGUUCCAAUUGUGAUUUCUGUGAUUCAAUGUCGUCUCGCACACUACUUCAUAACCUUGCAGUAACCGACGCAAAGGAAAUGUCAGAAGCUGUGAUAAAUAUAGCAAAAACAUUAAUCCAACAAAGUGCUAAUAUUUCUUCCCAAGAUAUAGACGGAAAUUCACCGUUGCAUUUAUCUAUUUUGCACAAUAAUUCAAGUUUAUUUAAUUUACUGAUCAAUCAUUCCAAGAAGCCUAAUUUAGAUUUACCCAAUAAUCAAGGAUUAUGUCCACUGUGGUUAGCGCUUGUCAGAAAGUUCAGUUUUCGUGAUCCAAGUGUUUAUGGAUUUAAAUCUAACUCAUUGACAAGUAAUUCAUAUGACUUCGCUAGUCAGUUGAUUGAAAAUGGUGCUAACGUGAAUUAUAGAUUUACUGAUGUUCAUUAUUCUGCAUUGAAUGGUAAAUCUUUGAAGAAUCCACUUCCAGGUGACACUUUGCUUUUGGCUGCUUCACGAAUCGGAUGGGAAUCAGCUGCUUUAUUUCUUCUUGAUCACUCACAAUGUGAUCCUACUUUAGAGUCAUUUACUCAAGGAGAAACAGUUUUUCAUGUUGCCGUAGAAGCUGAACUGUCUAAUUUAUGCAAUUGCUUGAUUAUGCGGAACGACACUGACCCAAAUCGUUUACGGUUUUCCAAAGUUAAUAUAAUAACAUCAGACAGUGAGGAAAUCCUGUCACAAACUUCUUACGAAAGUACUUGUGUGAAAGAAGCUAAUCAAAUGAACUUUACGAAGUCAUUAAAUCCUUUCGACGAUGACUAUGAAAGUAAUGGUUACUGCAAUCUCUUAUCUAACCCUAUGGAUAAUAUAUCAUGUCAAGUGAAUAGUUCACAUUUAUCCACUGACUCAGCAGUUAACGGUACUAUUAUUUCCACUCCAUCGGUAUUAGAUUCAUCAUCAUUGAGAGAAAUUAAAAGUGACCACAAGUCUACCCAACAAAUAUACUGCAGUCCUUUACAUCUUGCUGUACAACACAAAAUGUUUGGAAUACUCGAAUUUUAUCUUGAAAACAACGCUAAUGUUGAUUGGUUGCUAUUGAAUGAGUCUGGUGAUUCAGUCAUCAGCUUACUUUUGUGGUCGGAGCAGGUUCAGUUGGUCAAGAGAAUAUUAGAAUCUAUGUGUAAUCAAUCAAAGGAUACAUCAGCUAGUCAUGACUCUAAAUUCAAUGAAUCCGAUAACGCUAUUCAAUCAUUUCUAAAUAAAAUACCCACAAAAUGUAACAAGCCAUCUUUAUUGAUUCAAUCCAUUGAACGUGACCAAUUCGAAGCUGUGAAAUUCUUAGUCGAACAUGAUGCUGAUAUUAAUGAGAACGAAACUGACUGUCAGUCAUAUAUUAACCCUCUAUGGACUGCAUUGAAAUUGAGAAGAUGGACAGUAGCUGAUUAUUUGGUGAAUCAUGGAGCUGAUGUUAAUUCAUGGGCACCGUUUAAUGGAACAAAUGCAAAAGUCACUCUACUACAUCGGGCAAUCCAUGAGAACAAUGAAGAGGCUGGUGUGUUUCUAGUGAAACGAAACUGUGAUGUCAAUGCGUUUGCACAGUUUGAUUAUUCAGUAGAUAAGAAAAAAUCAGAUCAUAUUAUACCAGAAUUAGCUCGAUCACCACUGCAUAUGGCCACUUUAAUUGGAAUGUAUGAACUCGUUCAAGUACUUAUCUCCAGUAAUCGUGUAUAUAUUAACCAACAGGAUUAUAAUGGUGAAACUGCCUUACAUUUAGCAAUCAGAUCAAAAAAUGAAAAACUUGCCAACCUGUUAAUUGAAGCACCUCAAAUAGACUAUACCGUUCGUGAUGCACAAGCAUACACCGUAUUUCAUGUAGCUGUGGAUUUACGUCAACGUGCAAUUGCACAAAGUCUUUUGAAAAAAGACCCUUCUUUAGCUUUACAAGUUGAUAGUUCAGGACGUAAUUUUCUACAUAUUGCAAUAGAAAAUUUCGAUCGUGAAGCUAUUUUUCUUCUUAUUCAAAUUGGAGUUGAUAUGAAUGCUUGUGUACGUGAUGCACAUCGUCUCACGCCCUUCCAUUUAGCAAUUAAAACAGGCGUAGAUGAGGAUAUUUUACGUAGUUUGCUUCUUGCCGGUGCAUCUAUUAACUCACAAACACCACAAAAACAGUACGGUCUUCAUUUGGCUGUGAUUUACAAUAGACCGGAAUUAGUACAUUGUUUAUUAGAGAAUGGAGCUGACCCCAAUUCUCAAGAUUCUGAACGUAAUACACCAUUACAUCUAGCUGUUCGACAUGCUAGAGUAGAUUGUCUUGUAAAAAUGCUCAAUCAUUCCGCUACAAAUUGUUACUGUAUAAAUAUCAGAGGUCAAUUGCCGAUCCACUUGCUGGCUCAACAUCAAGGUCCAGUCAGUGUUGAAAUGCUUGAGUAUUUAUUAGAGGUAUCUGUUGCCAAUCAAAUCAAUGCCCAAGAUGCUGCUGGCAAUACUCCAUUAAUUCUCGCAUAUCAAGCAGGAAACAUAUCACUUUGUACCGCAUUACUUCAAGCCGGUGCAUCUUUAGGAAUUAUGAAUUCUGAAGGGGAUACUGUGUUUAGUCUAAAUAAAAAGAAAUGUAAAAGUUCAACUCCUGGACAUGUUCUUUCACAAUUACUAGAUUCACUUAUUCAAGAACCUCGAUGGGAAGAUGGUUCUGUUUGUGUUGAAUGCUGCGUGAAGUUUGGUAUAACUAACAGAAAACAUCACUGUCGCCACUGUGGACGUUUACUUUGUGCUCAAUGUUCAGCAUUCGAAAUACCAAUUGUAAAAUAUGAACUUUCUAAACCAGUUCGAAAACCUGAUUGUAAUAUAUAUUUCUAUUCUAUACGUCAAUUGAACUACAAUGCUUAACGAGAUACUGAAAGAACACUACAAACAACUGAUUGGAUUGCGUCUAAGUGGUCGCCACAUUGAAUCUGUUUAUUUUCUUGGUCUAAAUAUAUUCUGCUAUUCAGUGGUGAACGUAGUCAAAUAACCAAGUGAAUUCACACUUCCUAAACAAAAACGUAGCAGCGCGUGUCUACUAAGAAUAAAAACCAUUUUUCAGGGGAUAAAACUUUAUAAAACAAAGUGGCUGUGAACACAUUCUCUAUUUUAUCUAUAGCAAAUCUUGUUAAAAUACAGACAUAUUGGAUUAUUAUUAAGAAGAAGAAAAUAUCAGUGGACUAUUCUGCAGAUUUAUCUGACAUAUUCAGUUGUAAAGUGAAUCGAGUUCCUAGUCUUCUAGUACUUUUAAAUGGCUAUACAGAAUAUGUACCGUAUGAAUAUUAAUACAUGUAAUAAUACAGUAAAAGUGAAUCCAAACGACGUAAGAAUAUUAGCUGCUUAAAUUAAUCGAUUCUUCAAGAACUAUUUUAUCAAAUCCAUUUGACUUUAUCUCAAACGAAUGAUUAUUUGACUGAGAAGCGAAAUAUUCAUUACCUGGUCGAUCGAUUAUUUACGAAUAACAGCAAGUUAUGGAAAUCAUUUAACAGAUUUGAACAUCGCUCGUGGUUGAGUAGUUGAACAUUAUUAAAUGACAGCAUCGCGAGUCACUUGACAUAUUCAGUUGAAAGAAAUACAAGCAUGGGAUUGUGGAUCUGAUGAAUGGAAUCAAUCAAUCUCAGCUGGGAAGCUGAAUAGAGAACACAAGUAACGAGAAUUAUAUUGACUGAUGCUUGAAGUAAAUUUCAAUCACUACAACAAACAACUCACACGAUUUCUCCAAUGAACAGUGAUAAUAACAAAAUUAACAGUUUUAUAAAAAACAUUUUUAUCAUGCAGUUAUCAUCAAGUGUGUAGACGUCAAAUAUACACAUCUCCUCUUCCAACUUAUAGCUAACACUAGUAUAAUAAUUCCGGAAAAUAUCUACUUCACUAAUUGUCAGUUUGACAAAUUAAUCCAUAUUUUAAAUUGAUCAUAAUAAAUGACAAUAUGAGAUGAUUGCUUUCACUGUCAAAAAAUAUGCAUCAUAUGAGUGUUAUACAACAUUUGUAAUCAAAUUCAACAACUUUCACAGCCAUUAACUGACAACUAUCAUGUACUCACUAGUGGCUAACUUUGAGAAGAAAUUUUUGGAAUUCUAGUCAGAAGGUGUAAACAGUGGAGAUAAACUGUGUGAGAUUUGAGGCAAUUUUUCAUCGCAGAUAAUAUUUUUUGUAUGAUAUGUAUAUCGAAAUUAUUUGUGUUCACGCCAAUCAAUAAUUUGUCCUAUAAUCAGAAUUACUGUUGUAAAUACAGAAAAUAAUUUUACCAGAAAUAACAAAACAUCCAACUGGAGUUUUUUUAUUGUUCAGUUAAAUAGUUUUUAUUCCAACAAUAAUUUACUAAAUCCAAGUUUUUAAGUAUAAAGUGACGCACCAGAGAUUAAUUAAUUACUGUUACCUGUUACCUUUCAUGAAGUAACAUAGACCGCUUAUUCAAAUCUCCAUCAGAUCCCCCUUGUUUAUCGAUGAGCUUGCCCAGGUACGUGAAAGUUUCCACCUCUUCCAGAAUUUCCCCAUCAAGUGUGAUUGUGU
Schistosoma guineensis is the source of this 5469-nucleotide messenger RNA. NCBI's taxonomy places the organism in Eukaryota, Metazoa, Platyhelminthes, Trematoda, Strigeidida, Schistosomatidae. The record is from the annotation of a GenBank genome assembly.